Aspergillus fumigatus Af293 is the source of this 834-nucleotide messenger RNA. RefSeq lists its product as uncharacterized. Gene Ontology annotation, biological process: single strand break repair; double-strand break repair. Lineage: Eukaryota; Fungi; Ascomycota; Eurotiomycetes; Eurotiales; Aspergillaceae. The record is from RefSeq and is a predicted model, not a curated record. Gene Ontology annotation, molecular function: double-stranded DNA binding; single-stranded DNA binding; 3'-tyrosyl-DNA phosphodiesterase activity. Gene Ontology annotation, cellular component: nucleus.
AUGAGCAACCUGAGGUUGUGCUUUCCACCCAUGGAGGGGCAGGUUAACUGCAUGCACUCGAAACUGAUGCUCCUCUUUCACCCGGGAUACCUACGAAUUGUAGCUCCGACUGCGAAUCUGACACCAUAUGACUGGGGCGAGAUGGGGGGCGUGAUGGAAAACAGUGCUUUUCUCAUUGAUCUCCCCCGAAAGGUAGCCACGACUUCUGUGGGCUCCAAGACCGUCUUCGAGGAAGAAUUGGUCUACUUUCUAAGAGCGAGUACUUUGCAAGAAAAUAUUAUUUCGAGACUCGACGAGUUUGAUUUCAGCCCAACGUCUCAUAUUAUGCUAGUUCACACUAUCGGAGGGUCACACACGGGAAAUACAUGGAGAAGAACGGGAUACUGCGGCUUGGGGCGUGCAGUCAAUGCAUUAGGUUUGCGAACUUCCAAGCCGAUCAAUAUUGAUUUCGUCGCAUCCUCAGUAGGAUCACUCACAGACGAAUUUCUAAGAUCAAUAUACCUCGCUUCUAAAGGAGACGGCGGUACAACCGACUUCACCCUCCGAACCUCUAAGACCUUCUCCGCUCGUAACCCCAACGACAAAGACCAGCUCAUUCACAAAAACACCGCCGAAGAAUGGAAAGAUCGCUUUCGGGUUUACUUCCCCUCACAGACGACCAUUGAGCAAUCACGCGGCGGUCCAGACUGUGCCGGUACAAUCUGCUUCCAGUCUAAAUGGUACGAAGGUCCGAAAUUCCCGCGUCAUGUGCUGCGCGACUGUAAGAGUCGGCGGCCGGGACUUUUGAUGCAUAACAAGGUAGCUCUCCCUCCAUCUGCUGAGGUAAUAUCCUAG